CGCAUUGAGUUCAUUAUUUAUUGACUAGAUCUAGAAUCUAGAUCUAGAUAGUAGAUUCUAUAGUUAUAGUCUAGAUCUAUAUGUCAUGUAUAGAUCUAGAUCAGAAUCAUUUUGGUUUAGGUCUCGGUGAUGCAAAGGACAUCACAGUGAAAGGAUUGGAAAUUGUCAGACGUGCUAAGAGAGUUUAUUUAGAGGCGUAUACGUCAAUACUGACUGUUGGAAAAGAAGCUCUGGAAGCAUAUUAUGGUAGAAAAGUGAUUCUAGCAGAUCGUGAAAUGGUUGAACAAGCUUCAGAUGAAUUGAUGGCUGAUUCAGAUAUUGAGGAUAUUGCUUUUCUGGUAGUUGGUGAUCCAUUAGGGGCCACUACUCAUACAGACCUAAUUUUGAGAGCUACUGAAAAAGGCAUCCCUUACCAUGUCAUUCAUAAUGCUUCAAUUAUAAAUGCUAUAGGGUGUUGUGGAUUGCAAUUAUACAACUAUGGUGAAGUAGUUUCUAUUGUAUUUUGGUCGGAUGAUUGGAAACCUGAAAGCUUCUAUGACAAAAUAUUAACCAAUAAGAAAAGGGGACUGCAUACUUUAUGUCUCUUAGAUAUUAAAAUGAAAGAGCAGACAAUAGAAAACCUUAUGAAAGGGCGUCCAGUUUUUGAACCUCCUCGUUUCUUAAGUGCAUCCUUAGCGGCUCAACAGCUUUUAGAAAUAAUCAGAAAUAGAAAGGAAAAAUGUAGUUCAGCAUUAACUGCUGAUUCCAUUUGUGUAGCUGUAGCUAGAGUUGGAUCACAAGAUCAAAAAAUAGUAGCAGCCACUCUGGAAGAAAUGUCCACCACUGACAUGGGAACACCUCUUCACUCCUUGGUUAUUCCAGGAGACAUGCAUCCACUGGAAAGACAAAUGUUACUGCUAUUUGCAGAGAGUGAGAAAAUAAAGUCUGUUUUGUCAACAGAGGACACAUCAUAGUAAUUUUACUCUAUUAUUAAGAUAUAUUAUUAUUUCAUUGAAUUCAUCUGUAACAUGUAAUUGCAAAUAAAAAGCCUUCUUAGAUUACCAAAUUACAAUCAAAACUUGUAUGUUGAACAUCACCGGACUGACCCAAUGUAUUUGAAACACUCAAUUUAAAUAACUGUUAUUUAAUAACAUGAUUAAUGACUUUUCAUUACUUAAAUUCAGUGCUAAUUAAGAGAAAGAAAUAACUGGGAAUACAAUUGUUCUUUAUUUUUAAGUUUUCUUUUCUAAGGUUUGUGUGUAUUUAAAUAAAAGAUAAUUUUUAGACCAAUAAAGAAAAAUGAUGUUA
Messenger RNA from Biomphalaria glabrata, 1287 nucleotides. Its product is annotated as diphthine methyl ester synthase-like. Gene Ontology annotation, molecular function: diphthine synthase activity. Gene Ontology annotation, biological process: protein histidyl modification to diphthamide. Bases 81 to 953 code for a protein of 290 amino acids. NCBI's taxonomy places the organism in Eukaryota, Metazoa, Mollusca, Gastropoda, Planorbidae. The record is from RefSeq and is a predicted model, not a curated record. The transcript is spliced from 9 exons.